Messenger RNA from Gymnodraco acuticeps, 3744 nucleotides. RefSeq names its product glucose-fructose oxidoreductase domain-containing protein 1 (gene gfod1). NCBI's taxonomy places the organism in Eukaryota, Metazoa, Chordata, Actinopteri, Perciformes, Bathydraconidae. Gene Ontology annotation, molecular function: nucleotide binding. The record is from RefSeq and is a predicted model, not a curated record. The transcript has 3 exons. The coding region runs from base 525 to 1709 and encodes 394 amino acids.
UGCCUGACUUGACGUCGCAGCUCUACUCUUUAACAUCAGUAGCAGCCUUCGGCAUAGUAGCGCUGCUGCAGAUCCUCUGGGGAGCGGACAGAAAGAUAUCACUGUGUUUGUGUGAACAUGCCGACAGAUAGAGCAUCUUUCUGCCUCUCAUGUAUCCUUUCUCGCUUUAUCUGAAGAGGAGUCCUGCAGAGGAAGGACUUGCAGAGCCAGGAAGGAGGUGACAUGCCCUUCACUGCAUGGCGCAGUCAUUCGCUGUCAGAAUUGGACGAGGUAAAGACCGGAAUUGUGCUUUAAAAUCGUUAUUUUUAAGGCAAAGGAAGCGUGGCCAUCUGUUUUGGAUAAUCUUCCAGGGAGAAUAACGACAUUACAUGCCGGAGCGACGGGGAAAUGCAGCACAGCGGGCGUUAGGCUGCAGGUGGAUGGCCAACCUGACGGUUCCAGCCGCCGCUUCCCUCCCGUUCCGCUGCUCUGGCGUCACCCAGCGCUUUAAACCCAACUGAAAAACACAGAGAUCCGAAUAAACCAUGCUUCCAGGGGUCGGUGUGUUCGGCACCAGCCUGACCGCCAGGGUGAUCAUCCCGCUGUUGAAGAACGAGGGCUUCGCCGUGAAAGCGCUGUGGGGCCGGACCCAGGAAGAGGCGGAGGAGCUGGCCAAGGAGAUGAACGUGCCGUUUUACACCAACCGGAUCGACGACGUGCUGCUGCACCAGGAUGUGGACCUGGUCUGCAUCAACCUGCCUCCACCUCUCACCAGGCAGAUCGCAGUCAAAACACUGGGUAUUGGAAAGAACGUCAUCUGCGACCGGACAGCAACGCCUCUGGAUGCCUUCCGAAUGAUGUCAGCGGCCCAGUACUACCCUAAGUUGCUGAGCAUUAUGGGAAAUGUGUUACGUUUUCUGCCCGCUUUCGUUCGAAUGAAGGAGCUGUUAGAAGAGGGGUACAUCGGAGAGCUUCUGGUCUGUGAAGCCCAGGUCCACAGUGGCAGUCUCCUAGGAAAGAAAUACAACUGGAGCUGCGAUGACCUGAUGGGAGGCGGAGGUCUGCAUUCCGUGGGUAGUUACAUCAUUGACUUGCUAGGGUUUCUGACCGGUCAGCGCGCAGAAAAAGUCCACGGCUUCCUCAAGACCUUCGUCAAACAGACGGACCACAUCCGGGGCAUCCGUCAGAUUACCAGCGACGACUUCUGCACGUUCCAGAUGGCGCUGGAGGGCGGCGCCUGCUGCACCGUCACGCUGAACUUCAACGUUCCCGGAGAAUUCCGGCAGGAGGUUAUCGUCGUAGGUACGGUGGGAAGGCUUACGGUCACCGGGACAGACCUGUACGGACAGAAGAACAGCAGCGGAGGAAACGGUGGGGGUCCUGAACUCCUGCUCAAAGACAAUACACCUGUUGAGAAUUCUUCCUUACCGGAGAAGGCCUUCAUUGACAUUCCGUCCCCGUAUCUCAUUGGAACAAUCCGCAUGAUCCAGGCCGUGCGGGAGGCCUUUCAGGACCAGGACGACAGGCGGACGUGGGACGGGAGGCCUCUGACAAUGGCUGCUACAUUUGAGGAUUGUCUUUAUGCUCUUUGCGUGGUUGAUACCAUCAAGAAAUCCAACCAGAGUGGAGAGUGGCAGAACAUUGUGGUGAUGAAGGAGGAGCCAGAAAUCAGCCCGGCCUAUCUGAUCAGCGAGGCCAUGCGUCGGAGUAGGAUGUCCCUCUACUGUUAGCAUCUGGCUGACAAUGGCCUGUGUUUACCUUAACUGGAGGUGGCAGCUCAAAGGCUUAGUGUUGUUUUGGAACUUUAUUUAUUAAUCUUCUGGGUACAGUUAUUAAAAUCAUCACUCUCUUUUUAAAACCGUCCAAUGUGUAUUGCUACUGUUACAAACAGAGAGGUAUGAUACAGAGAGCUAUGGUUUCCUGAAACCCUGCCUCAGCAGUAGAAGAAAAGCAAUGUGAUCAAUAAUUAAACUUUUAUUUAUAAGGAAGCCUUUCCUGUUUUCCUUUUGACAGAAGUCUUGAGUCAUUAAUGGGAGAUACACUCGUAAAUCAAACUGAUUCAUACAACAAUAAGAUAUACUUUGGAGGCAGAGCAGGCAGUGAAACUAAUGCUACUGUAUCCUGCUUGACCAUAAGGGUAUUGCUCCUUUCUUCCCUGCUUCUCUUCUUUAUGACUGGGUCUGGAAGACAACACCUUACACUGUGGGUCCAAAAUAUGGACAGCCAAGGAAGAAUGAUAGUCCCUUAGCUUAAAACUGUGCUGCUGUAUUGUCGCUGUAGUCUCUAGUACUUGGUUGUUUUACCAAGUGAAUGUUUUAAAAAAUAAUCAGUGUGCUUGAUAGCUUCGGACUGCUCUGUAUGCUUCCUCUUUGCGUGUGGAACAAGAGAGAAAAUAAAUCAAUAGUUUUGCUGCUGGGUUUUUCGAAGGGGUCUACCUUCUGGUUAAUGUAUGCAAUUUUUCCAGGCUGUAGUCUGUGGUAGAAAUACUUAAACUUCCACCUGGAGCAAAGGGUUAAUGGUUGGCCUUUAUGCAGUUAUAGUAGCCUGUGCAUACAAGUCUUGUAUGAGUGGCCAGUGCAGUUCUUAUUUUCUUAUUUAUUUAAUGCAAUUUCUGUCGUAAUUAAGCAUGGCCAGGAAAUACACUGAGCUUGUGUUGUGUGUGCAUAUGUCUACCGAGCCUUAAUAAAAAUCAAUCUUGCACUAGGUUGCGAGUAAAUGCUGAGCAAUAUGGGUGGUUUAUCCCAAUGUUGUAAUGCAAAGGCUCACACUUGCAUUAAGCUACCACGCCUCAUAAAGCUUCUCUGACACGCACAGUGAGAUGCAGGUUUGUCAGUUUGCAUCAUGCAUCAGUAUGCAAGUUCAGUUUGGACCGAAACAGCAUUUCUUUAAGCAGUAGUGUUGAGCGCAAAGGCUGGUGUUAUUCUCUGUUCCCAUGUCUGUAGCACUGAUUGAUGUAAACAGAUGACUAUGUUCCUUGUGAAAGGUGUCACUCAUAGUAAUGAUCCACAGAUUAUUAUUUCCUUACUCUUCAGAUCCCAUCAAUUCCACAUAGCACAUCAUUAUUUUCAUUAUUUUGUUUUUUUGGCCCACAAAUGCUGUUCUGGUUCACUCUCAAUGCUCUCGUAAAACGUGUUUUCAGCCAUGGCCGACGGCUGUUUUCAUCACCAAUAGGCACGAUACACCCAUGGUACUCUCCUUUAAGAAAUUGACACCCACAAUUAGCCAUAAUCAGGAAAAACUCAGCUAAAUGAGAAUGAUUUUGGACUUUCUUAAAAAUUAAAUAAUAGCUCAGCCUUUUUUGCUCAAGUUAGCCAAACAUGAGGGAAUAGAGCAUUUGUUUGGGACUAGUUUUAGCUUUUGAACAAAGAAAAUGUGGUGAUGUAGUAAGAAACCAAUACAUGAUUGCAGCCAGUCUUCACAACUUUGGUGGAUUCAAUUAGUGGACUAUUUUAGCAAAGAGCCAAAGAAGAAGGAAAAGAGCAAGAGUGAGAACAAUUAUCAACAGUCAUUCAAUAUAUAGGGAUUCUAAAACCCACCAUCGGAAAGUAUUUGCAAAUCCAGCUUGACUUAAGGUUUGGUAUCACUCAAUACAGGUGAGAGAACAGCACAGACCAACAAGCCAAAAGAUUGAUUUUUUUUUAUGCACUCUCUGUUCCUGUGUGGUUUUCCAAACUCUGCUGAAAUACUACCUAUGUAACGACUACUGAAAAUGUACAUAUGCAACAAUAUGUGUUUGUCUAAAGAAAUAAACAAGUACUGUAUGUA